This is a messenger RNA of Strongylocentrotus purpuratus (purple sea urchin), 2993 nucleotides long. It is a transcript of the gene kpna2, whose product is annotated as importin subunit alpha-1. Gene Ontology annotation, cellular component: nucleus; cytoplasm. Gene Ontology annotation, biological process: NLS-bearing protein import into nucleus. Lineage: Eukaryota; Metazoa; Echinodermata; Echinoidea; Camarodonta; Strongylocentrotidae. The record is from RefSeq and is a predicted model, not a curated record. The coding region runs from base 230 to 1792 and encodes 520 amino acids. The transcript is spliced from 14 exons. Gene Ontology annotation, molecular function: protein binding; nuclear import signal receptor activity.
AACGUCUAUCAUUUUCGGCUCUUUAAACCAGGCGCAUCAUUGAAACCUCACUUUAGAGCACGAUACCAGCACGAGCAGAUUGUUUACAGCUUCUGAAAUACCACUUCAAUCAAUUAAAGAUAACUACAAACAAUAUUUUUCAAACAAAGAGUAGAAAUUGGAGCUUGACUACUUCCUUGAAAUAUUUAAAGUUUACUUUCAUAUCCUCAUUCACUACAACCAAGUCACCAUGCCUGGAAUUGAAAACAACAGGAUGCAGGCCUUCAAGAACAAGAGCAAGGACUCUUCUGAACUUCGUCGAAGGCGUAACGAGGUGUCUGUGGAGCUCCGCAAGGCCAAGAAAGAUGAUCAAAUGCUCAAGAGAAGGAAUGUUAACACAGAUGAGGAGCCUGUUAGUCCUUUACAAGAAAAGAAACAGCCCACUGUCCAGAUGAGUAUUCCAGAUAUUUGCAAAGCCAUCUCUUCCAGCGACUCAUCAACUCAGUUUAAUGCAGUACAAACAGCAAGGCGAAUGCUCUCUCGUGAACGUCAGCCUCCAAUCAACCCCAUCAUUAGAGCAGGACUUGUACCAAAAUUUGUCGCAUUCCUUGGCCACAGUGAUAACCCAACAAUGCAAUUUGAAGCUGCGUGGGCCUUGACAAACAUUGCCUCAGGAACACCAGAGCAAACCAAGGCGGUGGUCAGUGAAGGUGCUAUUCCAGCUUUCAUUAAGCUCCUAUCAUCAUCCCAUCAGAAUGUGUGUGAGCAGGCUGUCUGGGCCCUGGGUAACAUUGCUGGUGAUGGUCCUGAAAUGAGGGAUGUAGUGACACGUCAUGGCAUCCUCCAGCCACUAUUGGAACUCUACCAACCAACAACCCCAGUUCCUUUCCUGCGUAACGUUACCUGGACACUGUCCAACCUUUGCCGUAACAAGAGCCCCCCUCCGUGCGACGAGGUUGUGUCUGGUGUGCUCCCUGUUCUUCAGUCUCUCAUCCAUCAUUGUGACAAAGAAAUUGUAGCAGAUGCCUGCUGGGCUCUCUCAUACCUUACAGAUGGCAGCAAUGAUAGAAUUGAACUUGUCAUCAAGGCUGGUGUUGUGACCAGAGUUGUUGAACUUCUAAGGAGCCAAGAAAUUUCAGUAAUUACUCCUGCCCUCAGGUCAAUAGGAAACAUUGUUACAGGAACCGAUGAACAGACACAGAGUGUAAUUGACAGUCAGAGCUUGCCCUUGUUUGUCGCCCUCCUGCAACAUCCCAAGCAGAACAUCCAGAAAGAAGCUUGCUGGACCAUCAGUAACAUCACAGCAGGCAAUGUACAGCAGAUCCAAUCUGUCGUCUCAGCUGGACUUCUUCCCCCACUCGUCGGCGUCCUAGAAAAGGGUGAUUACAAGAGCCAGAAGGAAGCGUGCUGGGCAGUGACCAACCUGACCUCUGGUGGAUCAGUAGAACAGAUUGUCCAGAUAGUCCAGUCUGGUUGCCUCAAGCCUCUAUGUGAUCUUCUCAAUGUCAAGGAGGCUAAGAUCAUCCAGGUCAUUCUCGAUGCCUUCAAGAAUAUCCUCUCCGCUGCUGAGAAGCUUGAACAGCUUGAGACUGUAUGCCUUAUGAUUGAGGAAGCUGGUGGUCUAGACAAGAUUGAAGCCCUUCAGCAGCAUGAGAAUGAGAAUGUCUAUGAGAUGUCACUAGAGAUCAUCGAGAAGUACUAUUCACCACAGGAAGAGGAAGACGUGAAAGUUGCCCCAUCAACAAACGAAAGUGGAACCUAUGAAUUCUCAGGUCAGCAGUGUGCUGCCCCACAGGGAGGUUUUGCCUUUUAAACCAAAGACGUCUGUAUUCUUUCCUGUAAAUGAAUUGUGUGUGUAACACAGUGAUGAAAACGCUUCCGUCUUGUGUAGAGAUAUAUAACAUUUUGUGGAUGUAUGUGUCUAUGUAUGUACUGUAUAUGUGGGGUAAAAUAAUGCAGCCAAACUUCUGAGCCCAUUCUCUGUCUUUUGUUCCCUUGUAGUUCAGUAGACAUCCUCAAGGCUUUGUAUGUGGCAUCGUGAAUUGUAAAUAUAUGAAAGAUUAUCUCUGAUACAUAAAUGUAUGCAGAAGUGUAACAUUGUCUUGUAAUGGGAAUGAGAGUUGGUCUUUUCUGCCUGCAAGGAUAUUGCUUAUGUGUAGCAACUUCUAAAUUGUUAAUAGCUUAACAGCAGUGUUCACUCUCAUGGACAAUGGGUGUAAAUUGUAAUUUAUCUCAUGUGCAGACAAGUGGUGCAAAAUAUGAAAAGCAUAUAUAAUAUGUUCUGAAAGCAUUAGAAAGAGUUUAAAAUGCAUACAGAAAAAGGAAGAGUGUUUCCUUCUUUGUUGACUGUUGUAAAUACAAGUUGAAUUUGUAAGACUGAUAGUCAAUUUGAAUCCUGCCUUCUUGUAAAAUGCAUUUUAGCAUGACAAUCGAAUGUGAUACUUUUAAUGUUGAUCAACCAGUAGACAAAAAUUGAACUGACAAAAGAAUCAAAGAAGUUUAUGCAAAGUAGAUGUGCUGUUUUGGAUAGCUCUAGGUUAUUCUUUUUGUGUCACAUCGGAAAUAAAAGGUUCCUAAGACAGUAGCACUUUAAGGAAUGCACAGUCCAUGUGAUAAGUAUCUUGGUAUGUUAAUGUUAUUCAAAUGGUGCCUUCUUUUUCAUUUGUAUCAAAAUCUUGUUAAAAAUUCUUUGUUAUCUUUUAUAUUGCAUUUAUUUUCAACAAAAUGAUCACUGUUACAAAAGCUCAUAUAUUAUUGACAUUCCCAUUUUUUUUCUUACAGGAUAAAAACUGAAAUUCAUUCAUUUAUAAAGUAUAUGCUUUUCUAUAACAAUGUGAUUGACUAACCAAUUUUCUCUUCACAGGUUUUUGUACACUUGUAUAUACAAAUACAAAACAUUAUUUUGUACAAAAGAGCAAUAUUUAUGAAUUCUGAAAAUCAGAACUUACAAACGAAACUCGUUCACCUUGCAGAAUAGCAAGAGCAAUAAAACACAUCCUGAUUUCUCAAAUAAA